CCCGCUAACCGCCAAACGAGAACCUAGACUAACUGUAGUUCGUUCCCAUCUCCCCCCAUUGGAGGAACGCAAUAAGUUACCUACAAGUUGGUCUAACCUCAGAUGGACGUCAGUCGCGUUCAGACAACCCCACGAUUUCCCAGGCGCGUUUCAAUCAAACCGACAGACUCAUGAGCGACCAUUGACCACGACCGCUGCUAGUAGUCCAUUAUCGCCUGAUCCCCUCGUGAUGCCGCGGGAAAUCAUCACGAUCCAGGCAGGCCAGUGCGGCAACAGCAUUGGUAGCCAGUUCUGGCAGCAGCUAUGCCAGGAGCACGGAAUCAACCAGGAUGGCAACUUGGAAGACUUUGCCACAGAGGGCGGUGAUCGCAAGGACGUGUUCUUCUAUCAGAGCGACGACACGAGAUAUAUCCCCAGAGCCGUGCUCAUCGAUCUCGAGCCCCGAGUCCUGAACAGCAUCCAGACCGGCCCCUACAAGAACAUAUACAACCCCGAGAAUUUCUUCAUAGGGAAGAGCGGCAUAGGAGCCGGAAAUAACUGGGGUGACGGAUAUCAGACUGGCGAGUCGGUACACGAGGAGAUCAUGGACAUGAUCGACAGGGAAGCCGAUGGCAGUGACUCGUUAGAGGGUUUUAUGCUCCUUCACUCGAUAGCGGGUGGUACUGGAUCCGGUCUCGGCUCCUUUCUCCUCGAGAGAAUGAACGACAGGUUCCCCAAGAAGAUCAUUCAGACGUACUCGGUAUUCCCCGACACGACCAACGCCGACAACGUUGUCGUACAUCCAUACAACAGCCUGUUGUCCAUGCGAAGGCUUGCCCAGAACGCCGACUCGGUAGUAGUGCUUGACAACGGGGCCUUGUCCUCCAUUGCUGCAGAUCGUCUACAUGUGCAGGAGCCUUCAUUCCAGCAAACGAACCAAUUGGUCUCGACAGUCAUGUCAGCAAGCACAACCACCCUACGAUACCCGGGCUACAUGCAUAACGACCUUGUCAGCAUAUUGGCAUCUCUGAUACCGACCCCGCGAUGCCACUUCCUGAUGACGGCUUACACUCCCUUCACUGGUGACCAGGUUGAACAAGCCAAGACGAUUCGGAAGACAACGGUUCUGGAUGUGAUGAGGAGAUUGCUUCAACCGAAGAACCGCAUGGUGUCGACAGUGCCGGGCAAGAAGAGCUGCUACAUAUCCAUUCUCAAUGUCAUCCAGGGCGAGGUCGACCCGACUGAUGUCCACAAGAGUCUACUACGAAUCAGAGAACGGCGGCUGGCAACCUUCAUCCCAUGGGGUCCGGCCAGUAUCCAGGUUGCCCUGACCAAGAGGAGUCCAUACGUGCCCAUGAGCCACCGUGUCAGCGGUCUCAUGUUGGCAAAUCACACAAGCAUUGCUACACUCUUCAGGCGCAUUGUUAAGCUAUAUGAUGGAAUGCGUAAGAGAAAUGCUUUUAUGGAAGGUUACAAAAAGACAGCACCCUUUUCCGAAAACUUGAACGAAUUUGAUGAGGCCAGACAAGUAGUCACAGACCUUAUUUCCGAGUAUGAGGCGGCUGAAGAUGCUAAUUACUUGAACCCGGACGAACCGGCCACCUCUCAUGAGACAGACAGGCGGGUUGGUUGAUGAAUUUGUGGAUGCAGGCUGCCCUGCCCAAAUGAGAAGGUUUCACGAAUCAUGUAAAAAUGUGGUCAGAGGCUCGGCGUUGAUGGUGUCACGGAUCUUUAGUUUCAUUAGGCUACCCAAGUCAGGUAUUCAUGCCGUUCAGAAUCAAACUUUGCAAAAGUUGCAAACGCUGCAGAAGUAGGUAGAAUCAUCUCGGAAGUUCUACCGCGAUUCACAUGCCUUCGACUCGCU
Molecule: messenger RNA, 1843 nt
Organism: Truncatella angustata
Lineage: Eukaryota; Fungi; Ascomycota; Sordariomycetes; Amphisphaeriales; Sporocadaceae
Product: tubulin gamma chain
Exons: 5
Coding region: 230-1612 (460 amino acids)
Biological process (GO): meiotic spindle organization; microtubule nucleation; cytoplasmic microtubule organization
Cellular component (GO): nucleus; microtubule; gamma-tubulin complex
Molecular function (GO): GTP binding; structural constituent of cytoskeleton
Source: RefSeq, a predicted model, not a curated record